CUCGCUCGCGGUGCGCACCGCGCUGGGCUCGAGCGCGCCUGCACGUACGUCGCUUUCACGUGUGUAUUGCUAUGGAGUGCAUAUGUGGAUACACAAGAAUAUGCUGAAACAAAUCUUGGAUAGAGGCGGCGAAGUCGGGACAGACGGAAGCUAAAGAAGUAAACAGGUCAUGGCACGUUUAACAAAAAGACGACAGGCGGAUACAAAAGCUAUCCAGCAUCUUUGGGCAGCCAUUGAGAUUAUACGGAACCAGAAGCAAAUUGCCAACAUUGACCGUAUUACAAAGUAUAUGUCUCGAGUCCACGGUAUGCAUCCAAAAGAGACCACCCGUCAGCUGAGCUUAGCUGUGAAAGAUGGUCUUAUUGUCGAAACUCUGACAGUGGGCUGCAAAGGUUCAAAAGCUGGUAUUGAACAAGAAGGAUAUUGGUUGCCAGGAGAUGAGAUUGCCUACAGUAUGCAGCCUUUCUCCAGGACAGCAACCCCAAACAAGGACUGGGAAACAGAAAAUCAUGACUGGUAUUGUUUUGAAUGCCAUUUGCCUGGAGAGGUGUUGAUAUGUGACCUGUGUUUUCGUGUGUAUCAUUCCAAGUGUUUGUCUGAUGAGUUCAGGCUUAGAGACAGCAGUAGUCACUGGCUGUGCCCAGUUUGCAGGAGCAUCAAGAAGAAGAAUACAAACAAACAGGAGAUGGGCACAUACCUGAGAUUCAUCGUCUCCCGCAUGAAGGAGAGGGCUAUAGAUCUUAAUAAAAAGGGGAAGGACAAUAAACAUCCGAUGUACAGGAGGCUGGUACAUUCAGCUGUUGACGUUCCCACCAUACAAGAGAAAGUGAACGAAGGCAAAUACCGAAGUUACGAGGAGUUCAAGGCUGAUGCUCAGCUGCUUCUCCACAACACAGUGAUUUUCUAUGGAGCAGACAGUGAGCAAGCUGACAUUGCGAGGAUGCUUUACAAAGACACAUGUCAUGAGUUGGAUGAACUUCAGCUUUGCAAGAAUUGCUUCUAUUUGUCCAAUGCUCGUCCUGACAAUUGGUUCUGCUAUCCCUGUAUACCGAAUCAUGAGCUUGUUUGGGCUAAAAUGAAAGGCUUCGGAUUCUGGCCAGCCAAAGUCAUGCAGAAGGAGGACAAUCAAGUUGAUGUUCGCUUCUUUGGCCACCACCACCAGAGGGCCUGGAUUCCUUCUGAGAACAUUCAAGACAUCACCGUCAACAUUCACCGGCUACAUGUCAAGCGCAGCAUGGGCUGGAAAAAGGCCUGUGAUGAGCUGGAGCUGCAUCAGCGUUUCCUUCGUGAAGGUCGAUUUUGGAAGUCCAAGAAUGAGGACCGAGGUGAGGAAGAGGCAGAAUCCAGUAUCUCCUCUACCAGCAAUGAGCAGCUGAAGGUCACUCAAGAACCAAGAGCAAAGAAAGGACGACGUAAUCAAAGUGUGGAGCCCAAAAAGGAAGAACCCGAACCUGAAACUGAAGCAGUAAGCUCUAGCCAGGAAAUCCCCACAAUGCCUCAGCCAGUUGAAAAAGUUUCUGUGUCAACUCAGACCAAGAAGUUAAGUGCCUCUUCCCCAAGAAUGCUGCAUCGGAGCACCCAGACCACGAGCGACGGGGUGUGUCAGAGCAUGUGCCACGACAAGUACACCAAAAUCUUCAACGACUUCAAAGACCGGAUGAAGUCUGACCACAAGCGCGAGACUGAGCGAGUCGUGCGGGAAGCUCUUGAGAAGCUGCGUUCUGAAAUGGAAGAAGAAAAAAGACAAGCUGUAAAUAAAGCUGUAGCCAAUAUGCAGGGUGAAAUGGACAGGAAAUGUAAGCAAGUAAAGGAGAAGUGUAAAGAAGAAUUUGUAGAAGAAAUCAAGAAGCUAGCAACACAGCACAAACAGCUAAUUUCUCAGACCAAGAAGAAGCAGUGGUGCUACAACUGUGAGGAGGAGGCCAUGUACCACUGCUGCUGGAACACCUCCUACUGCUCCAUCAAGUGCCAGCAGGAGCACUGGCACGCCGAGCACAAGCGCACCUGCCGCCGGAAGAGAUGAAGCCGGCCCUUGCGGAGUCUCCCGUGAUUGCUCUUCUCAGACACAGCGGUUUUUGUUUCCAAGAAGCCAAAAUUGUUUAGAAUUUGCUUCCCAUUUUGCACCAGCCUUUAAACACUUUUCGUGAAGAAAUUUUGCACAGUAGUUUAAAUCUUUUGUUAAUGCUCCUCCGGAGUUUUUCAGGGGGUAAAAGUAACAUCAGUGGAGGGUAUUAUUUUAAAUGAAUUUUAAUUGAGAAUUUGUUGCAUUUUCAGCAAAUUUUAAAACAUUUUUAGGUUUUACAGAGAUUUUAACCUUUAAACAACAGAUCUUUAAAAAAAAAAAACAACAGGUGAAUACAGUAAGUUUAACAAAGAAACAUUUAGAAUAGAUCUGAAUGUAAGAACCACAGAACUGUUUCAGAAGUAAAACAUACUACCUUGACGUGACAUUUAUUUCUUAACCUUGUUGAGCUGGUUUUGUUCAGCUUAAUUUACUGUUCAAAGGCAUUAUCUGUUGGGUUAUGCCAGUGGGUAUUGAUUGAAUUUAGGGAACAGGGUUGACACAGCAGGGCUAGUCCUGCGUAUUUUUUCUUAAAUAUUUCCCAAUUGUGUUUUUCAUUAUUUCUUUUCAAUAUAUAACUUUUAUAACAAAUUAUUAGCUUUGAUCUUGUAGUUUAAAAUUGCAGGGAACUGGGGUAAUCUUUUACUGAGCUGGAUCUUAGAGAAAAUGAAUAUUUAAAUUUUAAAGUUUGCACAUUUCAUCUUUGUCCUAACAUGAGUGCUUGUAACAAAAUAAACAACAAUAAGAAAAGCCAAAAACUACCUUUCUCCAUAUGUGAAAUUAUUGACAAGGCAUACAAAUUUCUUUAAUGC
Molecule: messenger RNA, 2874 nt
Organism: Tupaia belangeri chinensis (Chinese tree shrew)
Lineage: Eukaryota; Metazoa; Chordata; Mammalia; Scandentia; Tupaiidae
Gene: ZMYND11
Product: zinc finger MYND-type containing 11
Exons: 16
Coding region: 170-2023 (617 amino acids)
Biological process (GO): regulation of signal transduction; regulation of transcription elongation by RNA polymerase II
Cellular component (GO): nucleus
Molecular function (GO): transcription corepressor activity; DNA binding
Source: RefSeq, a predicted model, not a curated record